Messenger RNA from Toxotes jaculatrix (banded archerfish), 2362 nucleotides. RefSeq lists its product as uncharacterized. Bases 1223 to 2128 code for a protein of 301 amino acids. Lineage: Eukaryota; Metazoa; Chordata; Actinopteri; Toxotidae. Gene Ontology annotation, molecular function: glial cell-derived neurotrophic factor receptor binding; growth factor activity; receptor tyrosine kinase binding. The record is from RefSeq and is a predicted model, not a curated record. The transcript has 5 exons.
AGGUCGACAAAAUAACAUCACCACAGGAUCUGCUUCUUCUUAUCAUUUCAGCUACACUUGCCUGUGAUGAGACUGAAGCCAGAGUGACGCUCUGAAGUUUCACCACUGCUUACUUCUGCAGCUCCCAUGUUGUGUACUCUGGUCAUUCAUCCACAUAAUAACGCCUCUAAUCAAGCCAUAUGCCGACACUUUGCUUUAUGAUUUGUUUGUAUGAACAGCGAUACAACAAACCCGGAGGACGCCUGCAGGAAUGCAGCUUGGAAAUGCUCUGAUGAAGUGUAAAUUACUGCAGAUUUAUUUGUGCUAUAUUCAGUUGUUGGGUUAAUGUGGAAACACGUUGUUAUGGAGUUGAAUGUUUUGCUCUUCCAGCUACAGUCUGACUUUGUCCCACACAUUUGGCCCUGGGGGCUUCGGACAGUAUGCUGGAUGAGGGGAGUUCCCACUUGAAAAAGUGAAAACAAACUUAAAAGCUGGAAGAGACCCAAGACAAGAAAGUCACCUUCAGAUGGAGAGAGCACAAAAGAGACAGAGAGGAAGGACAAGCGGUGAGGGCAGUGACCUGUGCCUCCAGAAGAAACCAGAGAAGCUAAAAAAAAAAAAAAAAACCUUUAACUGUCCUUCACAUCUGGAACAGUCACUCUUUUUAUUCCUUUCUGUCUCCCUUCAGCAUCACCACCCAAAAUCCAAACCACCCACCCUUUUCCCCAUCCGGUUCUCCACUUGGAUGGACCCAUGACAGCUACAAAGGCCGGGACAGUAUCCUGUAUCCAUGGAAACCACUUGUACACAUCCCACAGGGACAGCAGUACUUUUUGGAGAACAGAGACUCGGCUCUCACCAGACACAAGCAAAUGAUUAAAAAAAAAAAAAAAAAAAUCUCAUAUCUUCUUUUUAAAAAAUGUUCUCUUUAUAAAUUCAGCUUUAUAUUCUUGCAGGGAAAUGAAGAAUUCCACAACAGCCAUCAUGUUCUUGUGGCUUGCCAAAGAAGAAACCUAUGCGGUGCUGAGACUCUGUGAGGAGCCGUGACAGGCAGGACAUCGGCCAGAGAAAAAGGAUUUUGACCGCGUAGAAAAAAAAAAAAAAGAGAGAGAGAGAGAAGGAGGCGCCUCUCGCGUUGAAGCAGAGCCGCUCUUAGAUGGAUUCUUCAUGUUUGCUUCAGCCUCAGAGGAGUCAGCUUGCUCUGAACACUCACGAGUGUCACCGUGACAGUAAGGUGUAAAACAUGACACGUCGCGGCGUAUGGAUUGUCAAAAUCAUGAAUUGCACGCAGCGUGGAAGAAGCGGCUCUCGUGUCCCCACCGGGGCGCACUUGGAGCAGAAGAUUGCGCUCAGUACAGCUGGUGGGACCAGAUGGAGGGUUCGGAGGAAGGAUAGACAUGAGAUUACCUCUGUAAUGUCAGCAAAGGCCAAGGUGCUGCUCUGGGUGCUCCUCUCUCUGCUGCCUCUAGCGGAAGGAGCUCACAUGAAAGCUGGUACUGCUGGUGCGGCAUCAGACUCAGGCCAAGCUGUGGGCCUUCUGGGAGGCCAGGAGGAGCGAGAGCUUCCUGUGACGUUACCAGAGGUGGUAGAGGACGAGGAGCAGGAAGACGACAGUGACCCUUACUCUACUUGGCAUGCUCUAUAUGACCCCUUUGUAAUGGAUGAGGUGGAUGACCAUCCCAGUAGUCGCUGGGCGGGGCGCUCUCCACGCUCCUCUGACCCCACAGAACCUCAACCCAAGGGAUCGCAGAAGAAAAAGAAGAAGAGGAAGAGGAAAGGAAAGGAGGAAGAGGAAGAGACAGGAAAAAGAGAUAAAAAGGGUAAAGGUAAAAACAGGCGGCCAAAGCAGAGCAGCAGGGACUGCCGUGUAGAGAAGAGAGAGAUGAGGGUUCGGGACCUGGGCCUGGGGUUUGACUCGGAUGAGAUCGUCCUCUUUAAGUUUUGCGUGGGCUCCUGCCAGUCUUCAAGAACAAAUUACGACCUGGCACUGAAGGCGCUGCUGGAAAACGGGUCGCUGCCUCGGCGCAAGGUCAGCAGCAACCCCUGCUGCCGGCCCGACCGGUACGAGUCGGUUUCCUUCAUGGACGCCCAGACCACAUGGAGGACCAUCCAGUCUUUAUCUGCCGCCAGCUGCAUGUGUAUGGGCUGAAGAUAUAAAACGAGGGAGAGGGUGAUGAGAGCGAGCGUCACCCGUCCUGAAGGAAGAGGAGUCAAGAGGCUCAGAGUGGAUGUUGUAUGAGGAAGGCCUGGAUGUAUGAAACGGCCGGGCGGGGGGUGGGCUGUCAUAUACACAGAGCAGGGGAAGUGAUGAAGGCCACUUUUUGGCUUCCUGUGGUGCAUUUCCAGUGGAGGAGGAAGAGGUCUGUGUGCAGCUGGACGAUUG